UACAUCAUGUCUGCAUAUGGUGACACCAGAACGAGAAACAGAUGUAUAGAGGGAUUGUCGAAAGUCUUUACAGUACAGCUUCAUUGUUCUGUCGAUGAGCGGAUACAUGUCGAGUACGAGGCGUAUGGGGAUGGAGAUGCAGUGACAUGUCGUCUGGCAUCUGCUGAGUCGUGUAGUAAGAAACUCGCCAGCAGCCGGCAUGGCCUGGUUGUCAACUGUAAUGGGAAACAGUCAUGUCGUGAAACCAUGCAGGUACAGACCAUCAACAACUGUAAUAUUACCGCUGCUGCUGCAGAAGUAAACUACAACUGUAUUAAAGGUAGUAUGAACAUGUGUAGUCCAGUCACAACAACAGUAAACAGGUCGGUGUACCUCCAUUCUCCCGGCUUCCCUGACAGUGUCGGUGUGAACAGAAGCUGUGUUGCUAGGGUCACAGGGCAGAAUAUAGAAGCAGCAUUGGUGGAACAGCGGAUGAGGUCGGGGACGCUUGACAUCUCACGUGACGGGAGACAACUCUGGACAAACGUGAACGUGAACCAAUACAACAAAGUAUUACCGGAUCUAGCUGCCGAAAUAGUUAUAGUCUACGAUAACCAUGAUCAGGAUGGAUCAAAUGUAUGGAUACGUGUUGCAGAUUCAGGUCAAAUGAACGUAAAGAUCAGCGGAGAAAUACUGGAUUCAUCAUCCACAUCUACAUCAACACAGCAGCCGCCACGUUCACAGAGUACAUCCAGUCCAAGUACUUCGGAUACACCAAGAACUGAAACAGCGGCACAUUCUACAUCUAUUGGCAACAUCUGGGAUAUUGUGAUAGCCUUAUCUGUGGUGUGUGGUAUUCUGGUUCUCAUCAAUGUAGUCCUCGUCAUAUACUUCAUGCUGGUGAAGCCAUUCAGGAAGAAAAAUAACACUUCACCGAAAACAGGAACGCCCGUUGGGCAUGGUGAAACAAAUGUCUACUAUGGAAUACAACGCAAUACAAGCGACUCUGGUGACGAACACAACUACGUCCACAUAACCAGCAGUGAAGGGCCUUUCUAUGCUAACUUUGUCAGUGGAGAUGAUCCAUAUGUUAACACCUAGAACUUAGUGCUACUCAGUCGUAGAUAUAGUAACAUAAAUCAUUAUGUUCCUGUAUAGUCACGUUGAAAUCAAUCAACGUUCUUUAUGAAAGGCGUUAGCGAAUAUGUGCUUAUAAAGUCUAUAUUCUAAACGUUUCUUUGUGCACUAUUGCUGUAAACGGUGAAAAUAUGUUUCAUAUUACACAUUAUGCUUGACAGUAUUCAGAUCCUAAUUAGUCGUUACCUUCCUUUAUUAAAGUCUCAUUUAUCACCUGAUCAGUCACA
Haliotis rubra (blacklip abalone) is the source of this 1343-nucleotide messenger RNA. RefSeq lists its product as uncharacterized. The record is from RefSeq and is a predicted model, not a curated record. The transcript has 6 exons. Bases 7 to 1080 code for a protein of 357 amino acids. Lineage: Eukaryota; Metazoa; Mollusca; Gastropoda; Lepetellida; Haliotidae.